UUUAGUCGGCAUUGUAAAUGUACCCGCUGACUAUUAAAGCAAACCGAGCUUCAUGAAAAAACGAAAGCAUUAUUUAUAGUUAUUAUUGGUGGCGCGGUUUGUUACUAUAGGCAACUGAAACAAAAUGGCGUCACAACCACGACUGCAACUUCUUGUCGUAGGUUUACUGGGAGACGAGACUUUCCAACAAGCAAAGUGUUGUGCAGAGGGUCUUUAUCAGAAGUAUCCAGAAAAGUUUGAUACACCCAAGGCAACAGGUCUGCUGGAAUUUGACUGGGAGCUUUACAUAGAUAAUAAGAGACAUGAGUUGAAAGGGGAAACAUGGCAGUUCCAAGAUAAGGUCACUUGUUAUCUGAAUGGUCAGCUGAUUGGUGGAGCUGAUGAGUUCACAAAAUGGGCUUCAGACGAGUGGUCAUAUGAAGACUUCAGACCACCAGCUUUGUACUUGGCAUUAGCAGAAGAAGCAUAUAAAAAGUAUUUAGUGAAUACUGGUCAUACCUUUGUGUAUUUUGAUGUUACUAUUGGUGAGGAACCAGCUGGAAGACUACUUUUUGAGCUUUUUACAGACAAAUGUCCCAAGACUUGUGAGAACUUCCGCGCACUGUGUACUGGUGAGAAAGGCAAAUCUGAAGAAUCAUUGGUUGACUUGCAUUAUCAAAAUUGCAUGUUUCACAGAAUAGUACCCAAUGGAUGGAUACAAGGAGGAGAUAUUGAAGCUGGAAGAGGAACAGGAGGCGACUCUAUUUACGGACCAGUGUUUGAAGAUGAAAAUUACUCAGUUGCACAUAAUAAGAGAGGCAUUCUUGGUAUGGCUAACAAAGGACGACACACUAACGGUUCUCAAUUCUAUAUAACAUUCAAACCAACCAAAUGGAUGGAUACUAAAUAUGUAGCAUUUGGGCAACUCAUAGAAGGCACAGAUUUGUUGAAGAAACUUGAAGACCAGAUCACAUACAAUGAAAGACCGAAGAAGGAAUGUCGAGUUGCUGAGUGUGAUGUUUUUACUCCUUAAUGAACAACAUGUCCAAUACAAAAAAAGAUAAAACUUGCAGCUAAGCAUUUGAACUCUGUUAAUUUAUGUAAAUAUCAAUAACAUGGCUUUCUUUUUAAAAAAUUUAAAGUUGUACUUUCCCUAUAAUAUUUUUAUAUAUUAUGCUAUGAUUUUUUAUUCUUGUUAAUUUUCGAGUGAUUCCAUAUAUCGGUAUACUAUAAGAAUACAUGUACAGAGUAUUUGACUUAAAAACAUAUUAUUGACUUAUAUAACAGUCAGAUUUUUAUCAUUAAUUCAUUGGCUUAUAAUCUCUACAGAUGUACUAUUUUAUAAUCACCCUUUCUCUAGCUAUUAUAACAAAAUGCUUUGAUGUUCUUUAAUUCAUGUUAUAGUUUGAGUUGUGAUAUUAAAGAGAUGAAUACAUGG
Messenger RNA from Saccoglossus kowalevskii, 1417 nucleotides. Its product is annotated as putative inactive peptidyl-prolyl cis-trans isomerase-like 6. Lineage: Eukaryota; Metazoa; Hemichordata; Enteropneusta; Harrimaniidae. Gene Ontology annotation, biological process: protein peptidyl-prolyl isomerization. Gene Ontology annotation, cellular component: cytoplasm. Gene Ontology annotation, molecular function: peptidyl-prolyl cis-trans isomerase activity. The record is from RefSeq and is a predicted model, not a curated record.